This is a messenger RNA of Cimex lectularius (bed bug), 2974 nucleotides long. It is a transcript of the gene Vha100-1, whose product is annotated as V-type proton ATPase 116 kDa subunit a. Gene Ontology annotation, cellular component: vacuolar proton-transporting V-type ATPase complex; plasma membrane; vacuolar proton-transporting V-type ATPase, V0 domain. The transcript has 17 exons. NCBI's taxonomy places the organism in Eukaryota, Metazoa, Arthropoda, Insecta, Hemiptera, Cimicidae. The coding region runs from base 141 to 2690 and encodes 849 amino acids. Gene Ontology annotation, molecular function: proton-transporting ATPase activity, rotational mechanism; ATPase binding. Gene Ontology annotation, biological process: proton transmembrane transport; vacuolar acidification. The record is from RefSeq and is a predicted model, not a curated record.
GGGCGUGUUUAGACUUUCCAACAGACUUACGAAGUUACGAUCAAUAUCGAGAAAGACACGGCCAAGCCAAGUUGCUAGUUUGUUGGAAAGGAAAAACGUUCCGUCUCCCCUGAAAACAAAGAAAAAAGUACUUUUCCAAGAUGGGGGGGCUUUUCCGAAGCGAGGAAAUGACUCUGUGCCAGUUAUUUCUUCAGAGCGAAGCCGCGUACGCUUGCGUUUCCGAGCUGGGCGAACUCGGCCUCGUACAAUUUAGAGACCUGAAUCCAGACGUGAACGCCUUCCAGAGAAAGUUCGUGAACGAGGUGCGACGCUGCGAUGAGAUGGAAAGGAAACUUCGCUACCUGGAAAAGGAGAUUAAGAAGGACAUGAUACCGAUGCUCGACACCGGUGAGAAUCCGGAAGCACCGCAGCCCAGGGAGAUGAUCAAUCUCGAGGCUACGUUUGAGAAGCUUGAGAACGAGCUACGGGAAGUUAAUCAGAAUGCGGAGGCCCUGAAGAAAAAUUUCUUGGAAUUGACCGAAUUGAAACACAUUUUGAGAAAGACGCAAGUAUUUUUCGAUGAGCAGGAGGGAGGUCUCAAUUCGACCGAGUCUAUGACUAGAGCUUUGAUCAGCGAUGAUUCCAUUGUGAGACAGACGAAUGCCGGACCAGUACAACUGGGUUCCGAAUUGGAGGGAGCGAGAAAAUUGAUGAUGAGAUUUGUCGCAGGCGUCAUAUUGAGAGAGAGGAUUCCAGCUUUUGAGAGAAUGUUAUGGAGAGCCUGUAGAGGAAAUGUGUUCCUUAGACAGGCAGAAAUCGAAACUCCUCUUGAAGACCCAUCAACUGGAGAUGAAGUUUUUAAAUCUGUUUUCAUCAUAUUCUUCCAAGGCGACCAGUUAAAAACACGCGUCAAAAAGAUAUGCGAAGGGUUCAGAGCUACGCUUUACCCUUGUCCUGAAGCUCCAGCAGACAGACGGGAGAUGGCCUUGGGUGUUAUGACCCGUAUUGAAGACCUCAAUACAGUUUUGAGCCAGACGCAAGACCAUCGUCACAGAGUAUUAGUUGCUGCAGCUAAAAAUAUUAAAAACUGGUUUGUCAAAGUUCGCAAAAUCAAAGCGAUUUAUCACACUUUGAACCUUUUCAACCUUGAUGUCACUCAGAAGUGUCUUAUUGCUGAAUGCUGGGUGCCUGUGCUUGAUAUCGAGGCAAUUCAAUUUGCCUUAAGAAGAGGAACUGAGCGGAGUGGAAGUUCAGUUCCACCGAUUUUAAACCGAAUGGACACUUUUGAAGAUCCUCCGACUUAUAACAGGACAAAUAAAUUCACAAGCGGUUUUCAAGCGUUGAUAGAUGGAUAUGGAGUUGCAAGUUACCGUGAAAUCAAUCCAACACCUUACACUAUCAUAACAUUUCCAUUCUUAUUUGCUGUUAUGUUCGGUGAUCUUGGCCAUGGUGCGCUCAUGAGCAUUUUUGCUGCCUGGAUGGUGUUGAAAGAAAAACCCCUUCAAGCGAAAAAGAGUGAUAAUGAGAUCUGGAACAUCCUUUUUGCCGGACGUUACAUCAUAUUGAUUAUGGGCUUCUUCUCUAUGUACACUGGGUUUAUUUACAAUGACAUUUUUUCUAAAUCAAUAAACAUAUUUUCAUCACAUUGGGUUAUAAAUUACAACAAAUCGACUGUGAUAAACAACACGUACUUACAGUUGGAUCCCAGCUCAGAUGAUUAUGUUUCAACACCGUAUCCCAUUGGUAUUGACCCAGUUUGGCAGAUGGCUGAAAACAAGAUUGUAUUUUUGAACGCUUACAAAAUGAAAAUAUCAAUCAUACUCGGCGUUUUCCAUAUGCUCUUCGGUUUGUCACUCAGUCUGAAAAAUCACAAAUAUUUCAAGAAACAAAUUAACAUCUAUUGCGAAUUUAUUCCCCAGCUUAUAUUUAUGACAUUCCUCUUUUUGUACAUGGUACUUCUCAUGUUCUUCAAGUGGAUGAUUUACACUCCCAAAUUUGAUCAUAUCACUUCAUCCCCGUUCUGCGCUCCUUCCAUUUUAAUUACAUUCAUAAACAUGGUGCUUUUUAAAGAUACUACUUAUCCAGAAAGAUGUUCGGAAAGCAUGUAUGCGGGACAACAAGCUAUACAAAAACUUUUGGUAAUUUGCGCUGUACUUUGCAUCCCAUGGAUGUUGUUCUCUAAGCCUUAUCUAAUCCAGCGCAAUAUGAAAAAAGAACAUCAAUUGUUGAGUAAUAAUCAUGUCGGCACAGAAAAUGGCGAUAUAGAAGGUGCAAUCACGCCGCAAACUCAAGCUGUGUCAGAAGGGAAGGUCGAAGAGCAUGAUAUGACAGAAAUAUACAUUCACCAGGGAAUUCAUACAAUCGAGUAUGUUCUCGGUUCUGUCUCUCAUACAGCAUCAUACCUUAGGUUAUGGGCUCUGUCCCUCGCUCAUGCCCAACUCUCUGAGGUGCUGUGGCAUAUGGUCCUUACAAAAGGAUUGAAAUUUGACAGCUGGAUCGGAGGCUUUGUCCUCUGGGCUAUUUUCGCUGCCUGGGCAAUCCUCACUCUCGGGAUCCUCGUCCUCAUGGAAGGGCUUUCAGCCUUCCUUCAUACUCUUCGUCUGCAUUGGGUGGAGUUCCAAAGCAAAUUCUAUUCGGGUAUGGGCUACACUUUCCAACCGUUUUCAUUCGAGGUCAUCUUGGACCAGGCCGCACACUCAGCGGAGGAGUAAAGAGUCUCAUGUAAUCUGAUAGUAAUAAAUAAAAUGUAUGAAAAAAAAAUAUAUGCCAUAAAUACUUCCUUAUUAACACAUUAUAUAGAUCAAGUACUUAAAAACAAUGCUGUUUCAUUUGAAUCCUGUAGCUUUUGAAAUUGUAUUCUAAUAUUUCUUUUUAUUUCAGUUUGAUUUUAAUUUUUUGUAUUUUGCAACAUUCCACAAUAUUGUAUUUAAUUUUUUUAAAUUCUAAUUGAUUGAUACUUCAGUUUUUUUGAAUACAUAACUUAAAACACACAAAA